GCUCUCCUCUCAUAGAGUUACGCACACUCCACCAAACCCAACUUCUCAAUAUUUUCACUUUGACCCCAAAAUGAAACUCCAACUUUUUCUCGUCCUUUCACUUUCGUCCCUCCUCCGCCUCCCCUGCCCAGCCCUCUCCGACAACCCCACCUCCGACGACGGAGCAGAGAAGUCCCCGGUUCUCGACGCCGCCGGCGGAAGGUUGCUGGCCGGGGUCAACUACUUCGUCCUACCCGUUACCGGCGGCGGCCUUUCCCCGGCUAAAGUCAACGAGAAACGCGCCGCCUGCCCCCGCGACAUCGUCCAAGAAUCCGGCGAGGACCUGACCGGUUUACCGGUCGUGAUCUCGCCGGUCGAGGGCGGGACCGGUCCGGUCCCGCUUUCUACCGACGUCAACGUGAAGUUCUCCGCCCCGAUCGCCGCCGCCUGCUCGAACGAGACGGUGUGGAGGGUGGGGAAGUACGACGGGGCGGUGGAGAAGUUCCCCGUCGUAACCGGCGGCGCGGAGGGGAACCCCGGGCCGGCGACGAUCGGGAACUGGUUCAAGAUCGAGAAACACGGGCCGGGUUACAAGUUCGCGUUCUGCCCGACCGUGGCCGGCACGCUCCAGGUGGUCUGCCAGGAUGUCGGCGUGUUUUCCGGAGCCGGAGGUGCUCGGGUCUUGGCGCUUGGCGAUUCGCCGCUGGUCGUGACGUUCAAGAGAACCGGCCCGUGGGAAGCUCCGGUCCCGUUUCUCCCGGCUCCGUUUCCCCCGGUUCCGGUCCAUCCGCCCCCGGAGGCUCCGUUCCAUCCGGCUCCGGAAGCUCCAGUUCCGCCGGCUCCACCGGCGCCGGAAGCUUCGUCUGCACAUUGGGGCACAAAGGCGGGUUUCUAUCACGUGAUGCUUCUCGGGACGACGACGUUUGGGGCAAUGUUGUUGUAGAUUUUCCAAGUUGACUAGUGGUCGUGUACUACUACUGUUUUCAAUCGUUGUCAAGUGGCUUUUACUUUCUUUUUCUUUUUCUUUUUUUUCUUUUUCUUUUUUUACGUGGUUUAAUGGGCAUGUGGGGUCUACCUACCUAUAUAGUCCAGGUGUCGAGCUGUGCGUCGCUUCAAUUCCUAUAUGACCUACUACUGUGAUGAAUAAUGCAAACGUUUUAGA
Messenger RNA from Cuscuta campestris, 1141 nucleotides. The record is from the annotation of a GenBank genome assembly. NCBI's taxonomy places the organism in Eukaryota, Viridiplantae, Streptophyta, Magnoliopsida, Solanales, Convolvulaceae.